ACCAUCUUCCCCCAUCACCGAAAAGCAUUGCCUUUGUGCAGCAUCCUCGUCGACUCUGAUACACCCGUCUUCCUCUCUUUCUCUUCAGCCACACCCACGCCCUUCAUUGAGCUACCUUCCGAAUUCAACACUCUUGUUCUCUCAUCUGCACGGAGCCGCCGCGACAAGAAGCUCCCGCAGAACGGGUACGUACUUCUGCCCCUUGCUGCAGGAGGAGUGGGCCUCGUUCGGACCGGAUCAACACUAAACCUUGUAAGUGCUGUCGUCUUGUUCAACAGUGCGGAUUGGAAAAAUCCUUACAGCCCAGCCUCUUGCAUAGUACAUACCUACAUCGACCGAAUAUACGACGACGAACUACGACCAACAGCGACUGCCCAGACGCGAUUAUCCCAAGCCUCUUAUACCGCUACCACGGCCGCUCUUCUCUGGCAAGACACUUGCCCUCCCCACUUUCCCCAAAAUUCCCCGUUACAACCGCCACCCUGGCUCAAGCAAUCGUCAUGCCGAAUACACCACCUCCAGCGCUAUUACCCCCACCAGAAGGCAUCUUCAGGACGUUUGAUGACUUGAUGGCCUCUGUUCAGCGCGUCGCCAAGGAUCAGGGCUACGGGAUUGUCAAGUUGCGCGCCUCCAACUAUCGCGACGGAAAGCCUACCCGUUACGAUCUUGUCUGCGAUCGCGGUGGUGUCAAGUAUAACAGCACCGCCAAGAAGCGCAAUCCAUCGACGCGCAAGAUCGACUGCCCUUUCCGUGCAAAGGCUGUCUGCGAAGUCCAGCUUGGGAAUCAAUGGCGCUUUGCCAUCCAAGAAGGUCGUCAUAACCACGAACCCCGGGUUCCCGCUGGCACUCCCGGCCAAGAGAACGCGCCGCUGGCCACCUCGAUCCGCUCCUUCACCAACAAGCUCGAUCGCCUCAACCACGACAUGGCCCAGGGCCUAAUGCGCAUUGAGCAGCGCCUAGAUAACAUCGAGAAGAGGAUGGAGAACCUCGAAGCGCGAGCGGGAGGAUACGAGCCCCGAUUCCAAGCUAUCGAGUCCAGGCUCCAGGGGAUGGAGGGACCGCGCAUGGACGGUAUGGGGAUGGACGAUGUUGAAUCGCGCCUCCUGGCUUCAACGGUCAUGUAG
This is a messenger RNA of Fusarium falciforme, 1124 nucleotides long. RefSeq lists its product as hypothetical. The transcript has a single exon. NCBI's taxonomy places the organism in Eukaryota, Fungi, Ascomycota, Sordariomycetes, Hypocreales, Nectriaceae. Bases 501 to 1124 code for a protein of 207 amino acids. The record is from RefSeq and is a predicted model, not a curated record.